GUAAUACAUUUGUGUGUUUACUGAUGUCACUUCCACGUUGUCACUUCACACUGAUGGAGUUGAUUUGUUGACAUGGCGGAUAAAUCUGGACUUGAAGGGAACAUCGAAAUUCCACUCAUUGAACCAACAUCACAGAGUUUAAAGCAACGCAUGAUGUCUAUGUCUCUGUCCAACGCCACAGUCCGGGAAUGGUUCUCCAAGACAAGGGAGGGUGUCAAACCAUGGGGGGAGUUCCUCAACACCUCAAAGUUCCGGCUGCCAAAAACAGUUGCACCAGUUCCCAAGAGAGUCAUGAAGAACAUCGAGAGCUACCAAGGCAACUAUCUCUUCGUCUUCAUGGGCCUCGUCAUCUUUUGUGUGUUGACGUCUCCCAUGCUGUUGGUGGCUCUGGCUGCCUGUCUCGGGGCCUGCUAUAUCAUCAGUCUUAAAAAUGCUACACAGAAACUGGCCAUACUUGGUCGGGAGGUGACAGUAGCCCAGCAGUAUGCAUGCGUGGGGGUGCUCUCCUUCCCCCUCUUCUGGCUGGCUGGGGCAGGGUCUGCAGUCUUCUGGGUCAUAGGUGCUUCCUUCUUUGUGAUCAUGCUGCAUGCCACCUUGCAUGUGACAGCUGAAGAGGCUGAGGCCUUCGACAUCGACAUGGACGAGGUUCAAGUUGUCUGAGUUGUCUCCCUUGCACUAACUCGGUGUUUUACACUGGUUUCGAUAGCAACAUGAGGGGAAUCUCCAGAAUCUUUAACAGCUGAGCAUCAACGACACUAACACAGUUCAUGUUAUGACGCUUCCAGGAACAUUUUUCUUCUCAACCUGUGUCAAAACUUUCUCUAUGCAGCCAGAAGACAAUAGGUCACGGAAGUGACAAUCAGAAUCACAAUGUGUUGUCUUUUGCACCUCAUCCAGCUCAUCCUUUAUCCUGGAUGUGUCGGCUCUUGAUGCUCAUCUUCAUCAGCAUUGUUUUGUCAAAUGGAUCAGCCAGGAAUCAGGAGCAUGUUCAAUUGUGUUGGGCCACGUUCCAUUUAAGACAGAUAGUGGAUCUGUGUAGGAGUAGUCUCGAAAGUAAAAUCUUGAUCCCUGUUCAUGACCUCUUUAUUUUUCAGUUUUCGAAUAGUGACCUACUUUGUUUACACAUUUGUUCUGUUUAAUCAGCAUUAUUUUGUCAAUUGGUUUGUAUUAGGAAAAAGAUCUACUUGUUAAAAAGUAUUUGGCUAUGUUUUAUUAAGACAGAUAGUGAAUCUGUGGUUAAGUGUAAAUUUGAUAACAAGAAGUCAGUGCCAGACAAUGCCCAGCCUCAAUGAUCUGCUGAAGCUGAUUUCAUCAAUGAAAAUUUAUAAUGGGUGAAAAUUACCUGAAGUAUUGGUUUCCAUGAUUUUAGACAGUGCAAGUAUUAUUAAUUCUAUCAUUCAAAUCUGUACAUAUCCUGGGUACUUUUUAUUGUCCAACUUCAAAAAACAGACUUAGCACUAGGGACUACCCUUAGCCUAGGUUCUAAUAUGGGAGUUACAGUCCACUUGGUGCUGAGAUUGCUUUGGGGAGUAGGACCCUGUAUGUCAAUCACUGCUGCAGGUGCGUAUUGCAUGAAAUGUACGUCACUCUAAGGCAUUAUGUAUCUGGAGGGUAUUGUAUAUAGCAGAGUGGGGUGUCACAAUAGGACUGCUGUAGGAGUUUAGUGAUGUGGGUAGGUGGUUAGUGGACGAUAUAGACAAGUUUUGGGUGCACUUACUAGGCAAUAUUAUCUGUUGGAUGAAAAUAUUUGUAGCGAAUUAUCUGAUAGGUUAGACAAAGACUUUUCAGUUUUACUUAUUCAGAGCCAGAAGAACAAAAGAAAACAAAAUUUAAGAAAAAAAUUUUUUUUAAAUUUGGAUAGCAUUUUGUCACCAAAUGCAGUCUAUUUUCAAUUUUUGUAAUUCAAUUAUUUGGAUUUUCUUUAUACUUUUGAUAGCAUAAAAUCUGGAGUCAUCAAUAAAACAUGAAGGAAUUGUUUUGUUUUUACAGUAGACAGUGAACGCUUAGUGGUAUCAUGGCUGAACACAUCACAACUUCAUCAUUAGGUGGGAUGGAAUGUCACAACUGCUGACGAAUUUCGUAAAAAAAACUUGAUAUACAUAGUUUUCAUGUCAUUGUGCUAAUGUAUGAUGGUCUCUGUUAAAUUUGUUCAGCAACACUUCCCCAAAGUCUUUGUUGAAUGAAAAUUUAAUUGAAAAAACAUGUGAUUCUGAAAAAAAGCACUUGUCUGGUUAUAUCAAUAUUUUGGUAUGAUUCUUUUUGGAGCAUGACAUGGCUUAUGAUAUUACUGUUACACUAUUUUAUUGAAUGGUUUCGUCCAUCACAUGUGGUAAAGAAUUGGGAACUAUGGACCUUGUGAAAGCGAGGGGGUCAAAUCAUUCGUGGUGAUGGGAAGAUAGGAGAAUAACAUUAAACUAGAUUUAUUUGUUUUAUUAUUAAAGAUAUUUUGGGGGCUUUCAACACCUAACAGAGUACAAAAAAGUAACAUGUAAGUACUGAAUGGAUUCAACCUUUUAUGAAAUGGGUAUUUAUGCUUUAGACUCUUAAAGCAUCUUAAAAACAUAUUGGCGUUAAAUUUUACCUCACUAUAAACAAUCCUUACAUAUACUACUCAAAGUUUCAUAAGAAUAAUCAGAUUGUGUUUCAAGGAAAUGAAAACUAUUCUUAUCUAAAGUGGAAUAGUAUAGUUAAAUGUCUUUGAUCACAAUGGCAUCAUUGAUGAGGUUAUUUUUGCAAGAAUAUGUGAUGUAAAAGAAUUACCUUAUCAGUGUUUUGUUUGGGGACAGUACUGGGUAUGGUUUAUGUCCCUGUACAGUUGCUUGUAAAUAUUGUUAUUCCACUACGUGGAAUGUGUGUUUAUUUCAUCACCAAGCAUAUAUUGACAAUGUGAUAACUAUUUUUGCUAGAUGCGUCAUUAUCAGGGGUGAAUAAAUGUGUAUUUGUGGUA
Molecule: messenger RNA, 2947 nt
Organism: Haliotis rubra (blacklip abalone)
Lineage: Eukaryota; Metazoa; Mollusca; Gastropoda; Lepetellida; Haliotidae
Product: prenylated Rab acceptor protein 1-like
Exons: 6
Coding region: 73-660 (195 amino acids)
Cellular component (GO): Golgi apparatus
Source: RefSeq, a predicted model, not a curated record